GACGACGGUCAAAUUGAAAAUGGCGACUGAUUGAGCUGGAAGUGUUUACCGUUGCAAUAUUUUCGAUCGGUUUUUGUUCUCAAAAAACGGUGAUUUCCGCGUCCAAAAAGAACGAGCAUUGCGGACCCUUUGUUGGUUCCGUGCAAUUGUGGUGCUUGUGCCCUGAACCAGCAAUAAUUUGAUUUUCGUUUCAUAUCGGAUCCUGAUUCAAAACUGCUGCGGCACGUGAAUUGUUCCAAGUGUUCAGAUGAAUCGUAAUAUGUCCGCCAUUGGCAGGCUCAGGCGGAGUCCAUCCCCGUCCAGGGGUGGACCAGGCGGUUCUAGCAAGCUGCGUAUGGAUCGGAAUCCUACACAUGCCAGGAUUAAUGAUCCCAGUCACCCGGCUGGCAAACGCAAGGAAAUCGACAACGUUAUGCGAAAGGCCCGGGCCUUCCCCAACGAAACAUGGGAUAAAAAAUUGCUCGAAGUUGAGGAAAAGGAUCCCAACCGGUGGCGCCACACCGGUUUCAAGAAAAUGUACAUCGAAGAGGACCCCAGCAGUUCCGACAGCGAGCGCGGUCGGUAUGGUAACGGGCCGCCUCCGCGUGGGCGCAGCCGUAGCCGCAGUCGAAGCCGCAGCCGUAGCCGAUCGGUGCGAUCGCCUCCACCGCUGCGCCAUCGUCGCAGCCCGUCGCCGCCGAUGAGGAAACGACGUCCACCCAUUUCGCCAUCGCCGCCGCCGAUGCGUCGUCGGCCGGCAUCAAUCUCGCCGCCCCCUCCGGAACCGGUUAUGAAGCGUAGGCCUCGUUCGCCACCACCGCGCAUGUUACGUCGUCCGUCACCGCCGGCGGCAUUCCACCGUGGAAAGUCGCCUCUUCGGUCGGUUUCGGGUUCACCCCGCCGUGGGGUCGGUCGUCGUAUGUCGCCGAUUCCGCCGCCCAGACCGCGAGUCAAGCGGCCACCGUCGCCCCCUCCCAAGAUGAGCCGCUCCCCAUCAAUGACAAGCUGUUCGGAAGAUUCCUGCUCUGGUUGCUCCAUGGAUCACCACCGAUCUAGAUCUCGUUCGUUAAACGGUCCGGGUCCGGGUUCGCGUCCGCGUCUUCGGGCGGCUUCGCCGCCGCCGCCCGCGGUUCAUAUUUCGAAAAACCGUCGCGAAGGUGGCGCAAUGCGUCCAAUGAGUCCGCUACCAACGGAUCCGCGCCGUAAGGAACCGAUGCCAAAAGUGCAUCGUGUCGACAAGGAUCCGCGUGAUCGUCCAUCACGACCAAUUCCUCCACCACCUCCAGCAGAACGAAUCCGGCAUCCGCAAACUCCCGAGUCAGAAAAGGCUCCCUCACCUAAACCUCGUGUCACAAAGCACAAAGGUAUUCCAGAAGAUCCCCGUCCUGUAAAAGUGCGCCAGCCGAAGCCACCAGCGCCGGAGGUGGCCGCUCCAGCACCCAGCAAGAAGCACAAGGAGAAGCAUGCUGAAAAAGUCAAGCUUCGAGCACGUGUCAAAAUUGAAGGUGAACCGAAACCACGUCGACCCCGAUCCCCAUCAUCUGGGUCAGAGGAAUCUUCUAGUAGUGAAAGCUCGCUGCCGAGAUUCACGGCUACCACGCGCCUCACGCUAUCAGAACGCUUCGGAAAAAUGGCCCAGUGGAGCGUCGAUCGGAGCAACAUGGAGAACAUGCGCAUCACAAAGAACAGUUCGGGUGGGGAUUUGAAGGUAAUGAUCGAAGAAGAAAUGGAAGCUCCCCCGCCGGCUCGAUACGCAUAUUCACCGGCGCCAGCCGGUCAUUUCCCCGAGGAGCUGAUGACCACCGGUCCUAGUGGAUUGUCUUCUUGGGAUGACGUACGAGUACGUUACGAAUAUUACAAAGGUCGCGGUUAUCUGCGGGAUCUUGAUUUGCAGGACUACAUCAAGUGGGAAGAAUGGUGGUACAAAUACCAGGAAUGGCUGAAGCAAGAACGCUACUACGAGCUAUGGGAACGAUCGCAAAUGAACCGACGUCGCAAGAAAGUCCCUAUUUCACAGAGAUUGAAUUAGCAUGGGAGCAAUUUCUCAGUUCGUUUCUGAAGCCUUCCUUUUCAUUAACCAAGUCGGUUCUUGGGGAUUACCCUCAAGGCAGAACUUCCAUGUUUUAGAGAGCGAGAUUAACAAAAAUAAUAUAAAACAUUAUUUAUGUAAAUGUUUCUAUGUGCAUUAUAAAAGGUAGACCAUAGGGCGCUAUGCAUAGACGCUCCCAUAGAUCUGAAUCGAGGCAGAUUGGAGCUUCGUCCCUGAGGGGUACCACAAUAAAAAAAAACAUCCAUAAGAAGAUCUUGGAACAGUUUUACGAACUAGUAUAGCAUCAAAAAUUGAUCUUCAAGAAUAGAACUCAACACAUUUAUCAAAAUAUAAUGAUAAUAAACCAAGCAAGUAUAAAAUGAAUAAAUUCAUUACCAAGUUA
This is a messenger RNA of Armigeres subalbatus, 2411 nucleotides long. RefSeq names its product serine/arginine repetitive matrix protein 1-like. NCBI's taxonomy places the organism in Eukaryota, Metazoa, Arthropoda, Insecta, Diptera, Culicidae. The coding region runs from base 248 to 2008 and encodes 586 amino acids. The record is from RefSeq and is a predicted model, not a curated record. The transcript is spliced from 8 exons.